CAAGUUGAUAGUCAUGUUUUGAACGCCUAUUGGUACUAAAGGAGUCGGUUAGUUCAAGGCAGAAGACUCUGUGGAAAUAUUUCAGGCGGUUCCGUGGUGUUUGCAAUGGUUGGCAGCAAAAAAACUCUUCUGUUGUUACGUACCAAAGGCGUUCCGAUACAGCAAGAAUGAUGUCGUUCGAAACAACAACAUACAGGCGGUCUCUGUUCAGUCCAGUCCCGAACACGCGCUGAUGAAGAACCUUAUCCCGAAUGAGGUGAACUUCACCGAGAUAAACACCGAUGCUCCUCUACAUGGCGAAGUUCUACUCGAAGCUCAUCCUGGUGCCAGUGGAAAAGUGGAUGUGAUCAUCGCAUUACUGAGGGAAGUGAUUUCGGUAAAGCAGACACAACACAGGAAUCAACAACUUCGAUCGUUUUGGGAGCGAAUCAUCAAACGCCUUGAGACGAUCUCCUUAUGUAGUUACCUAUCCCUGAUUGCCAUGAACAUCACUAUGUUUUUGUAUCCAGAAGUGUGGUAUUGA
Haemonchus placei is the source of this 523-nucleotide messenger RNA. The record is from the annotation of a GenBank genome assembly. Lineage: Eukaryota; Metazoa; Nematoda; Chromadorea; Rhabditida; Trichostrongylidae.